AUGGAGAACUCAAAUAUUUUUGCGAUAGGAAACAAUCAAGUGAAUGAAGAGAAGCCUCCACCACGUUUUUGUCCAAGGUGUAACUCAGACAACACCAAGUUCGGUUAUUACAACAACUAUAGGGUGUCUCAACCGCGCUACAUUUGCAAAAACUGUCGCCGACACUGGACUCAUGGUGGAACGCUAAGAGACAUACCGAUUGGUGGAAGUGGCCGUAAAACCAAGCGUCCAAAGAUAAAUCAACCUUCCGUUUCUCAGGUAGUUUCUGUUGAGAUCCAACAAGUUAAUCACCACCAACCUUUCUUACAUGUUCAAGAAACCAAUGAGUUUACUGGAACUUCUGAUUCUUCUUCUACUGUUGUUCCCGUUGGGAACCAUUUCAGUUCUUUACCUGAAAUUCAUGGUGAUAUGGUGCUUCCAGUUCAAAGUUUUCCACCAUUGGAUUGUUUAGAUUUCUUUGAUGGAUCGUUUUACCAAGAUUAUUGUGAUAUUGAAUCCAAUGCUUUGAUUGGUAAUCUUUUGAUAAACCAACCAAUUUGUGGUCAAGUAAAUAAUUGUAACAAUUACUGCAUCAAUCAAGACGUGCAGAACCAGAGCUGCAACAAUAAUAUGAACACGAAUCAUAAUGCUAGCACUAGUGGAAGCAGAGGAUCUUCGGGCACUGAUAACAUGAACAAAAACAAAUUCGUGCCGAGGUCUUUUUUCCAUAUGGAGAAGCAUGGUCCUUAA
This is a messenger RNA of Eutrema salsugineum, 729 nucleotides long. RefSeq names its product dof zinc finger protein DOF4.4. Gene Ontology annotation, molecular function: DNA-binding transcription factor activity; DNA binding. The record is from RefSeq and is a predicted model, not a curated record. The transcript has a single exon. Gene Ontology annotation, biological process: regulation of DNA-templated transcription. Bases 1 to 729 code for a protein of 242 amino acids. NCBI's taxonomy places the organism in Eukaryota, Viridiplantae, Streptophyta, Magnoliopsida, Brassicales, Brassicaceae.